Suillus subalutaceus is the source of this 1679-nucleotide messenger RNA. RefSeq names its product putative argininosuccinate lyase. The record is from RefSeq and is a predicted model, not a curated record. The transcript is spliced from 9 exons. Gene Ontology annotation, molecular function: argininosuccinate lyase activity. NCBI's taxonomy places the organism in Eukaryota, Fungi, Basidiomycota, Agaricomycetes, Boletales, Suillaceae. Bases 73 to 1422 code for a protein of 449 amino acids. Gene Ontology annotation, cellular component: cytosol.
CUUUCAUCUAAUCGAUUUCAUAAGGGUCUGUCUAGGGGAGACUUAUCUACCCCUUCUCUCUGUCGACACACGAUGACCGAUCAACCCACAAAACAAAAACUAUGGGGCGGGAGGUUUACAGGCACAACGGAUCCUCUGAUGCAUGCGUUUAAUCAGUCCCUUAAGUAUGAUCAAAGGAUGCAUGCUGCCGAUAUUCGUGGGUCCAUUGCGCAUGCAAAAGCUCUUCGACGCGUUGGUCUUCUUACCGAGGAAGAAGAAGUCAAAAUGACUCAAGGUUUAGAUGCUGUCGGUCGAGAAUGGGCAACCGGUCAAUUUCAGCCUGCCGCUGAUGAUGAGGACAUUCAUACUGCAAACGAACGCAGAUUAAGCGAGCUAAUCGGCUCACUCGGCGGAAAACUUCAUACUGGACGGUCUCGCAAUGAUCAAGUGGCGACUGACAUGCGCCUUUGGCUUCUCGGUGAAGUGGAUGAUAUCGAAUCCAGUCUUAAAGGUCUCUUGCGCAUCAUAGUAGAGCGUGCAGACAAGGAGAGAGAUAUUCUCCUCCCGGGAUAUACCCAUCUCCAACGAGGACAACCCAUUCGGUGGUCGCACUUCCUGUUGUCGCACGCUUUUUCGUUCCGCAACGAUCUUGAGCGACUUCAACAACUCAUCCCCCGUAUUUCUGUUCUGCCGCUGGGAAGCGGUGCCCUAGCUGGCAAUCCAUUCUCAAUUGAUCGCGAAUUUCUUGCCAAAGAACUGGGGUUCACUUCACUUGCCGAAAACAGCAUGUGGGGGGGUCGCCUUACCAUGACUCACAUGAGCCGUCUGGCUGAGGAUUUGAUCAUAUAUUCCACUGCCGAGUUUGGCUUUGUCACUCUCAGCGAUGCAUACAGCACCGGCUCGAGUAUGAUGCCCCAGAAGAAGAACCCAGACUCUCUUGAAUUAUUGCGAGGAAAAUCUGGGCGCAUCUUUGGCAAUAUGGCAGGAUUCAUGAUGACGCUGAAGGGUUUGCCGUCGACAUACAAUAAAGAUCUUCAAGAAGACAAAGAACCACUAUUUGACACUGUUGACAACAUCUCUGCAUCGCUCAAGAUCGCAGAGGGUGUCAUAGCGACUAUGGAGGUUCAUGGCGAAAGGAUGCAACAAGCACUGACUAUGGAUGUCCUCGCUACCGAUCUUGCUGAUUAUCUCGUCCGGAAAGGGGUGCCCUUCCGUGAGACGCAUCACGUCUCUGGCCGUGCCGUUGCUUUGGCCGAGGCUAGAAAAUGCCAGUUGAAUGGAUUGUCUGUUGAGGACUACAAGGGUUUACACGAAAAGUUCUCCGACGAUGUGGUCGAGGUCUUUGACUUCGAAGCCAGCGUUGAGAGAAGGACAUCUAUUGGUGGACCAAGUCGCAAGACGCUGGACAGGCAGAUCGCGGUCUUGCGAGCAGCGCUUGGCUAAAAAUAAUACCGAUACUACUACAAAAGCUGUUUGGUCACCAAUGCCAAUCGCUGUGACGUCAAUCAAUCAAUAUUUUGUACAUGAGAGCCCUUACAACUUGAACUCAUAGCCCUGGGACGACAACAGUUGAAUCUGUGUCUGGGAGAGCGCCGAGGAUCACUAGUACAGCCCUAGUGCUAUUCUAUCUAUCUAUCUGUACACUUAAUGGAUGUCAAUUGAGGUUUGACGCUAGCGCAAACCGUGCUCGACCUCCGGAC